CUCCCCGCCCACGAGUGGAGCGAGGCGGGAGAGAGCAGCCAGAGCGAAGUUGAAGUGUGGGGGGAAAAUGUUGAGUUUUUCGGCCUCGUUUCCCCCAGAAAAUCGGCGGUCAUGAUCGCGUUAAAAUUUCCCGUCACUCGCGUCAAGCGGAUAUACUCACCACCGAACUGGUCGGGCUCGUCUUAACCCAACACAAUAAUGGAUACCAAACGGUGAGGGGAGAAGUUUCAGCGUUUUCCCGGACAAUGGACUCCAGGCAGAGGAAGCGCCCCGGAGGAGGGGGCCAGCUGUCGCGGCUCUGCUGCUUUCUGGCCUGUCUCUCCUCCGCUUCCGCCCAGCUCAGCUACUCGGUGUCGGAGGAGCUCAGUCCGGGAUCCAUCGUGGGGAACAUCGCUAAAGAUCUUGGCCUGAGCACUCAGGGGAUUGUCCGAAGGGGGCUGCGUGUGGUGUCUGAAUCAGACACUCCGUAUUUUGAGGUGAGGCAAGCGACUGGAGAUUUGGUGAUUAAGCAGCAGAUUGACAGAGAGCAGAUGUGCGAGUUGAGCUCGUCCUGCUCACUACACCUUCAGAUACUUUUAUCGGACCCUUUGGAGAUCCAGCGCGCCGUGGUGGACAUCGUAGACGUCAACGACAACGCUCCGAAUUUUUCAACUAGCAGCGUGUCUUUGGAAGUAUCCGAGGCGGCCGCGCAGGGCACGAGAUUCCGCUUGGAGAGCGCGCACGACCCGGACGUGGGUACCAACUCAUUGCGCACGUACCAUCUUGCAGAAAAUGACUUUUUUAUAUUGAAUGUGGAGACUAAAAGUGACGGCAGCAAGUUUCCAGAGCUUGUGGUGGACAAACUUCUUGAUAGGGAGGCGCAGGCUUCCUUCGAGCUGCUGCUCACGGCUGUGGACGGGGGGCAGCCGCAAAAAUCUGGCUCGACGCUGCUUCUCAUUAAAGUUUUGGACGUAAAUGACAACGCACCUAUUUUUGAGGAGUCUGUCAAAAAAGUGAGCCUGUUAGAGAAUGUCGCACUGGGCACUUUAGUGACGAAACUGAACGCCACGGACGCGGAUUCAGGUCGCAAUGGAGAAAUAUCAUUCAUGUUUAGUAAAUACACGCCCGAGCGUGUCGUUAAACUCUUCACCGUGGAUACGAAGAGCGGGGAGAUUCGCGUGAACGGCGAAGUGGAUUACGAGAAAGCUCCAUCCUAUCACAUCACGGUGCAGGCCCGAGAUGGUGGCUCCCCAGCGAUGGAGGGCUCCUGCAACGUCAUCGUCGACGUCAUCGACGUCAAUGACAACGUGCCAGAGGUCACGCUGACGUCACUCACAAGCCCCAUCCAAGAAGACUCCGCCCCUGAGACGGUGAUAGCCCUCAUCAGUGCUCGGGAUCUGGACUCGGGCAAGAAUGGGGAGGUUAGUUUAACAAUUCCGCAAGGUCUGCCAUUCAAACUCAACUCAGCCUUUGGCAUGCACUACAGCCUCACCACAUCCGGGUCCCUCGACCGUGAGAUCGAGUCUGAGUACAAAGUGGUCAUCAAGGCCACCGAUGGCGGCUCGCCUCCCAUGUCGUCUCAAACCACCUUUGUGGUGAAGCUGUCUGACGUCAACGACAACUCCCCUACCUUCUCCCAAAACUCCUACUCGGUGGACAUCCCUGAGAAUAACGCUCCGAGCGCUCCCAUCACCGUUGUCUCGGCAACUGACCCGGACCUGGGGGACAAUGCCCGCAUCACCUACUCCAUUCUUCCCAGCAUGGUCCAGGGCUCACCCAUCUCCUCCUAUGUCUACAUUAAUCCAGAGAGCGGCCAGAUCUUCAGCAUGCGUUCCUUGGAUCACGAGCAGCUUAAGGCCUUCCGUAUUGAGGUCCAGGCCCGGGACGCCGGGACGCCCUCCAGGACCGCCAACGUCACUGUCCAUGUGUUUGUGGUGGAUGUGAACGACAACGCACCCAUGAUUGUCCACCCUGCGUUUCCACAAGACAAAGGACUGCAGCUCAGUGUGCCACCGUCUGCUGGACCGGGGUAUCUCAUAAACAAACUUGUGGGGGUGGAUGCCGACAGCGGGCACAAUGCCUGGUUGUUUUACUCCAUCGCCCCCGGGCUUCAUGCUGGCAUGUUUCGUAUCGGGGCGCACUCUGGCGACCUCCGCACAGCCCGCAAGUGGGCCGAGGAGGAAGAAGGCUCCACUUAUGACAUUGUGGUCAUCAUCCAAGACAAUGGUGAGCCGCCAAAGUCCAGCUGGGUGAACAUUACGGUCACGGUGGAGGAGAAGGGAGUCGCGGAUGACGCUCCGGCGAGACCUCACCACACACCAUUCUCCCCGCGCGGCGGGAUGUCGGACAUCACCUUGUACCUCAUUAUCUCUCUCGCCUGUGUAUCAGCUGUGUCUUUUAUCACUUUCGCCGUCCUCAUGGUGCGUUGCCUGAGGCACCGCGGGCACGGAAUGGGCGACUCCGACUGCUGCUACUGCUGCUACGGUAAUCAUCGGUCUGGGCGCUACCACCAAAGGCCCAGCAAGGACCUGCACCUGCAGCUCAACACGGACGGGCCCAUCCGUUACAUGGAGGUGGUGGGAGGCCCCCAGGAUCCACACACGCGCACUUAUAGGCCCUGCUACUCCACCAUAUCCAGCAGGAGUGACUUUGUGUUCAUGAAGACGCCCAUGCUGAGUCACAACAACACGCUUAACACCACUCUCAGCAGAAAGCACCUUAUGAACUCGGCCGGUGAGCAAAAGCCUCCCAACAAUGACUGGCGUUUUAACCAGGGAGCAAGACCAGGACCCAGCGGUCCCCACAUGCCAUACGGUACACAUAUACGAUGGACGCCGAAGAGUGGGACAAGAGCUGCCGGAGGACCCGAGGUUGCCAUGGGAACAGGACCCUGGCCCCAACCCCCAACUGAAGCUGAGCAGCUCCAAGCCCUGAUGGCUGCGGCUAACGUGAGCGAGGCGACCGGCACCCUUGGACCCGGCACGAUGGGCCUGAGCACCCGCUACAGCCCCCAAUUCACUCUGCAGCACGUGCCCGACUACCGGCAGAAUGUCUACAUCCCCGGCAGCACGGCCACACUCACCUCCAAUCCUCAGCAGCAGCAGCAGCAGGCCAUGGCCCAGCAGGCCAGCCAGCAGGCGCUGCCACCGCCCCAGCCGGGCCAGCCCGAGCCACCGAAAGCCGCCCAGACCCCCGCCUCCAAGAAGAAGUCUACCAAGAAGGAGAAGAAGUAGAAACGGAGGCGGAGGAAUGCUCACUCGGGUCUGACGAGAGCUGAAACCCCCCACACCCCACCAUCGGCUAUCGCACGAUGGACGGUUCUGAUGGUUCUUUGGAAGUGCCCUGAAGGCUCGGAGGAGUCUGAAAAUGCCGAAUGCUUCUUCUUGUCAUCGGUCGAUAUUUGCUGGCUGGGUAUGGGGGGUUAUUGUGAUUUUCUUUUCUUUUCUUUUGGCUAAGACAAGAAACCUCCCAAGGUUGACAAAGCUUAAAAGCAAGUGAUGUAUUCUGAGAAAUGUUUUGUCUUUCAUGUUGGAUUUAUUGUGCUCUUUCCCUCAAGUGGGAAGUCAGCUGUUUUGAGUACGCUAGUCGCCAUGAUAUUUCGAUGUAGGCCCGGCCUUUGCAGGAUCUUCAAGCAUACCUUUUGCGGAGAUAAUAAGGCUGUUCUUUUACUGCUAUUACAAACUCGUCUGCAUGCUCUUUAAAGGUUCAAACCACAUUGUUCUAGUUUAGAAUUGCAAACUAUGCAUUGCAAAAGCAAAAGAGGAGGACGCCACGCCCCCUCCCCCGCCCUCUGCCAAGUCGCUGGUGAACGGAAUCCACAUGUAGCAUUUACCUGGCAAAAAAAUACUUUUGUAACCACAGUUCGAAGAAGUAAGACAUUAACCUCCUGCAAAGCAUGUAUCCGCAAUGAGAGCCAACAGGUGUUGUCCAGUUGCCCCCAACUCAGACCCUCACCGCCCCGCGUUGAGAGCCAACCUGAAGUAUUGCACUGACCUCGGGUAUCAAUCACAUUCUGAUGAAGUCUUUGCCCUCACUGUCCACGUUCUUUUGUUUGCUGCAAUAGCAUCGAGCGAUUGUACGCGUAAGAUAUGAAGUCCGGCUGGUGAGCGGGAGAGAUUGGAGGUUCUGGCGACCGCCACCAAAUCAUUGUUCGACCACGUCUCCAACCAUUGAAUGUACAGAAGAAUCACUGUUGCCCCGCCCACCACUAGCUCAAAUGCACUGACCUAGGCUGGGGUCAAAGGUUCGGCGAGGCGACACCACUCACCAUACUCGAGCUUCGCUAAUAUUAAAAAUCCCCCCCUCCUGAUCCCCAUUCGCUCACUUGUAAAUAAACACAAGUCCUGUUGAUGGUAUGAGCCAGGUGUUUGUGUUGUAGGGACCGCCGUUGUUCAACUUUUUCCAAAAUCAAAGUCCUCCACAAAGCGUGGCUCACUACUGGAAUGUGUUGCAUUUCGUUUUCCAAGAAAAUUAAGAAAACAACAAAUUAAAAAAAAAAAACAAUUAUAAAUGAAAAUCUGAGAUGUUUUUCAACAGUUUGUGUUGCAAUGUAGUAACUAAGCACCAUGCCAACUAACCCGUCAGUGUAAAUAAAACAAAUGAAAGAUAACUUUAGAUAAGUGACACACGUAGACUAGUUAACCUGUGAUAUGUGUUGCGCAUAUUUUUGUGUUCAUUUUCUCUUCUAUCUUUUAUCGCCCUGUAAAGAAACGACAAAAAAUAUGAAUAUGUUUCUAUCCUUCUGUAACCUCUCAAUGUUCUUUUUGCGGUGAAUUGAUCUUGUGCAUUCUUUCUGUCCAUAUGAACAAAUGACUACAGUAUAAAUAUUAUAUAUGUGUACGUCUGUCCGCUGCUGAAUUAAUGCUACUCUAUCAUGCUGUAUUAUCUUUCUUAUCAAAUGCUUAGACCCCUUUCCCCUCGCCACGCUUUAUCCCUCUCAUUUUUAUGCUAAUAUUUAUAUUGCUGUUUUAUUUUCUCUUGAACACUGACAUUUCAAAUAAAACGAUUACGAAAUCA
Hippocampus comes (tiger tail seahorse) is the source of this 4995-nucleotide messenger RNA. RefSeq names its product protocadherin 1 gamma 32 (gene pcdh1g32). Gene Ontology annotation, molecular function: calcium ion binding. The transcript is spliced from 5 exons. NCBI's taxonomy places the organism in Eukaryota, Metazoa, Chordata, Actinopteri, Syngnathiformes, Syngnathidae. Gene Ontology annotation, biological process: homophilic cell-cell adhesion. Gene Ontology annotation, cellular component: plasma membrane. Bases 246 to 3212 code for a protein of 988 amino acids. The record is from RefSeq and is a predicted model, not a curated record.